UAUUUGUGGUUCCAGAUGAACCUCAUAGCAAAGGCCCAGAGCUCGCCAGCAUCGCCGAUGGACAUCUUAACAGAUGGGCUGGAAUCGGACCCUGUACUGUACACGGCUGCCGUGAAUGUCGCGGCAGUCCUUAAGGAGAACCCCGCAGACGGUGAAAAAAUUAAACCGCUUUACGACGCCCUGGUGAAGCGCGCCAACCCUGUGGCCGCCGGGGGCACAUUGACGAGAAAGCAAACCUGCAAGCUCGAAAACGCCACGGCGCUGCGCAACCUCCUGAUCAAGGCUGUUGUCUACGCGGGCCUGAGAACCGAAUACCUCCAGCAGCAGGUGGCUGUCAGACUCCGGAGGAACAGCAAGAAGCAGAUGCCAUCGAGCACCCUGAGUCCUGCGGAGGUCUUGGAACUACUGGGAAUCCUGCCGCCCUCGAAGGAGAAUGGAGUUCUCAAGCAAAUGGAAUUGCCGCAGAGAAGGAUGACCAGGAGCCAGCGUUGCACUUUUUGAGUGUUGAUCUCUGGUCAUUGUUUUCUAGUAUUUAUGAAUAAAAUGCCCGGCUAGCACGGUAGAUGCUUCAAA
Molecule: messenger RNA, 573 nt
Organism: Drosophila pseudoobscura
Lineage: Eukaryota; Metazoa; Arthropoda; Insecta; Diptera; Drosophilidae
Exons: 2
Coding region: 16-501 (161 amino acids)
Source: RefSeq, a predicted model, not a curated record